AUGUCAUCUAAGUACAAAGAUAAAGACACCGGGACGACAGUAGCCACUUUGAACGCGAAAUGGGUAUCAUGGGUUCAUACCGUUAUCGCAUACGCCGCUUUCUUGAGUGCUCUGUCCGUGGGCAUGUACCUUCAUUACCAUAAGAUAGUCAAGAAUGAAUUCUAUGGCUAUCCCGACGAAUGGUUCCCCUCUGUUUCUGCUACUAUAGGCGAUCGAUACCCCGAGCGAUCUUUCUUUAUGCUUUUCAUAGCUUUGACUUCCGGACCUAGAUUUGCACUCGUUACUCUUUGGUAUCUCCUUACCACGAAGCCCGGAAAGGCCCUCCCCAAGUUCAUCGCUGGCGUGGGUAUUUUUAGGACUCUUACGUGUGGGGGGUGGACCUACGUGACCUCGACCGACGAUCAUGAUUGGCAUGAUAUCUUUAUGAUUUCCUACCUUAUAGCUACUAUUCCGUGGACCUUUGGCUGUAUUGCCUUGAGUCCACCGAACCGGAAAGCUAUCAAGUAUCGAAAGUAUCUCGCAACAGCUUUCUUCGGCAUGAUACCUCCGAUGGUAUACUUCUUCAUUCAGCACAAGAUCCGCCGGGUUGCAGGAGCUUACACUAUUUAUUCGCUCCUCGAGUGGUCUCUUAUCCUAUUUGACGUCGCCUUUGACGCGGUUACUGCUCUCGACUUCGAUACUUUUGAGAUUGUAGUUAGGGACGUGAAAGGUUUGAGUACGGGGUACGUACAACGGCUUCCCAGGUAG
Daldinia childiae is the source of this 747-nucleotide messenger RNA. RefSeq names its product Protein CWH43. The record is from RefSeq and is a predicted model, not a curated record. Gene Ontology annotation, biological process: GPI anchor biosynthetic process. Gene Ontology annotation, cellular component: endoplasmic reticulum membrane; Golgi membrane. NCBI's taxonomy places the organism in Eukaryota, Fungi, Ascomycota, Sordariomycetes, Xylariales, Hypoxylaceae. The coding region runs from base 1 to 747 and encodes 248 amino acids. The transcript is spliced from 3 exons.